Molecule: messenger RNA, 865 nt
Organism: Ceraceosorus bombacis
Lineage: Eukaryota; Fungi; Basidiomycota; Exobasidiomycetes; Ceraceosorales; Ceraceosoraceae
Source: the annotation of a GenBank genome assembly
AUUUCUUUAACCUUGUUGCCAGGUAUGUAGAUGCGCUAUCAUGCUGCACAACAUCCAAUAUACAUGUUCGAGCUCAGCAUGGUCAGGAAAAGCAAGUGAGAGUUCCGGACCAGGUUGGACAUCAAAGUUGGAUCAGGAAAAAUUCUCCCCACCAGUAAGCUCAGAGAGUUAUGGUAUUGAGAAGCCUAGAUCAGGCUACUCUUGCCUGUCCGCAAGCUUAUGCAGGCUUUGUUCCUUUGCCAGACGGACUCUAGGCUCUGCAUUCCAAGCAGUAGAAUGAGCAAGAUCGUCCGCAAUGUGUGAUCUCUCAGUGGUUGAUGUGAAAGAUGGCGAUGUGCCUGGCUGCAAGUUUUAGAUGUAGACCGCACACGUGUCGCGGAUGCCUGCGUCUGAAUCAACAGAGGCAAAAUUGGUACCAACCCACGCAAAAAGCAGAAGCAGGCAAAGUCAGCUUCGGAUGGUGUGAAUGUUGGGCAAGUCUUGACGCAGAGCUUACGCUAGUGAGGCAGAAAGUGCGACCUAGGGAUGUGUCCAAACUAUCGCAAGCCCAAAGGAAGCUGGGGAGGCGGAAAGAACCUUGACUCCGACUGCUAGCAGGCACCGAAGAUGAUCUGCGCAAGCAGAACAUGGUCGAGCUCCAAGGGCAGCUCGAGACGGUAACGUUGCUCCAAUGCGUUCAGUGGGAAUGUGGCUCUCCAUCGCUCGCAAUUCUGGCAGCAAGGCCCCAGUCUAAAGACAGGCGCUCUUACCGCCAGGAGAAUUGGCGCUCUUACCGCCUAGAGUACCGGAGCAAUCUCAGGAAGCUUUCUUGAGUCCACAAACUCGGGAGGAAAUCGGCAGACCUAUCUGAUUUGCAGUGCUUGCG